Molecule: messenger RNA, 900 nt
Organism: Frankliniella occidentalis (western flower thrips)
Lineage: Eukaryota; Metazoa; Arthropoda; Insecta; Thysanoptera; Thripidae
Product: gonadotropin-releasing hormone receptor-like
Exons: 4
Coding region: 127-900 (257 amino acids)
Biological process (GO): neuropeptide signaling pathway
Cellular component (GO): membrane
Molecular function (GO): corazonin receptor activity
Source: RefSeq, a predicted model, not a curated record
UCGAAAUAGUUGAAACAAACAAAACAAAAAUCCGCGCGCCUUUUUGCAGCUCUUCGACUCCAGCUCUGACGACGACGUUCUUCUCUUCUUGUGUUGCAGAGUCCCGCCCCCGUGUACAAGCUGAUCAUGCACCUGUCCGUGGCGGACGUGGUCGUCUCGCUAGUCUGCAUCGCCGGGGAGGCCAUCUGGAUGUUCAUGGUGCAGUGGACGUUCGGCAACGUGGCCUGCAAGGUGUGGAAGUUCCUCGAGAUGACGGCGCUGCACGGCUCCUCGUACGUCGUCGUGCUGAUCGCGCAGAACCGCUGGGUGGCCGUCAACCACCCGCUGGCCUCGCGGCGACACAAGUCCUCUGUGUGCGACCUCGUCCGGGACGUGGUGCGCUGCGCUUCGCCGCGCUCCGUGCUCCUCGUGUGGGUGGUGGGCGCCUGCCUCAGCAUACCUCAGCUGAUGAUGUUCAGCGUGCAGCUCGGCCCGUUCUACGAGGAGUACUACCAGUGCGUGACGUACGACAUGGGCAGCACCCUGGAGCGCGUGUACAACAUCGUCAACUUCAUGGCGCUGUUCGUCAUCCCGCUGCUGGGCCUCAUCAUCUCCUACCUGUCCAUCUACUGCACGCUGUCCAGAGGCCAGAGGGAGAUCCGGAGCGUGGACAAGAUCAGCAUCGCGACGCACGACCAGAACCGGCAGCGCAGCAUGAAGCGAGCCAUGGUCAAGUCGCGCUGGAUCGCCGUGGUCAUCGUGUGCGCCUACCUCGUGUCCUGGCUGCCGUACUACAUCACCAUGCUCGUGCACUUCCUGUCGCCCUCGCUGCAGGACGAGGUGAGCACGGGGAGUGAAAAUAAGGAGCAUCAAAUGAUUAAGCCAAUUUUUGGCCUAGAUCAUUACUUCUACUAUACUUAG